This is a messenger RNA of Cynoglossus semilaevis (tongue sole), 3449 nucleotides long. RefSeq names its product neuronal guanine nucleotide exchange factor (gene ngef). Bases 334 to 2670 code for a protein of 778 amino acids. Gene Ontology annotation, biological process: activation of GTPase activity. NCBI's taxonomy places the organism in Eukaryota, Metazoa, Chordata, Actinopteri, Pleuronectiformes, Cynoglossidae. The record is from RefSeq and is a predicted model, not a curated record. Gene Ontology annotation, molecular function: protein binding; guanyl-nucleotide exchange factor activity. The transcript has 15 exons.
AGUCAUAAAUACAAUAAUUACAGCUUUGGCAGAAAUAAGUGACAGAGGCCGCCUGCGUUUCCAACAACACUGCUGUAACUGACAGGAGGCUCAGACGUCCUGGGAAUCACUUUUGCUUCUCCGGUCUUCUCGUUGGUCCUCCUGCUGUACUGGGAUUUAUUUCUUUCUGUCAAAGCAGAUUAUUAUUCUAGUCUUUUUAAGCAUGGAUUUGUUCCUGGAUUCUGGCUAAAUGCGAAAGUCUGCUUCAUCAAGUCGAGCGUGAUUUUCCUAAAACUCAGUCAAACUCUAGGGAGAAAUUGAAACCAAAGCAAAAAAAAAAAGACAUUUCUUACCAUGUCUGUAAUUGCCCUGUUUAGGGGCAAGUUUGGCCAAAAGGCACAGGACAACCCGGAGAAGCCUUCGGCUCUGGCGAUUCAAACAAGUCACGAGGAGGACGAUGACGAGGACGACGGCAAAGGUGGAUUUAGCAGAGAACCCAUCAAGAGGAACUCACGCUUUUACCGUUCCAUGAGGAAAAAAAGGCAUGCGUCCUCCGACCGGACUGGAAAUUCUCCCAGGUGUGGCGCUGACAACAGUCCAUCCAGGAGAGCAGGUGCCUCUAAUUCUAACUCUCCCAUACCACACAAAUCACCGCUGCCCACUGCUAGACGAACUGUGUUGCCAAGCAAUGGUGAGGCCAGCAGCAGACAUGCUCUGUACAGUAAGGAUGCUGUGGAUAAGAGAAGAGAAGGUGUGGGUGGAGGGAGUGCGGACGUAUCGGCUGCCUCCAACAGCCAACACAGACACUUCACAGAUGACAAGCUCCAGUAUCGGACUCACGGCGUCCACAGCGGUGACAUUAGGAAGCUCUCAGAGCAAACAGCAACGUCUUGUACUGUAGAGGAAGUCAAGAAGGCAGACAUGAGCGCACAGCAGUCCAGUUCUAAUGAAGGGGACCGGGAUUACUUCGGUUUCAGGUUGCUGAGCAAUGGACAGACUUCUCAGACAAUCAGCCACAGCCUCAACAUCAUCAAAAACAUCGCUUUCCUGUACCAGGAAUACCGAGACACAUCCAAGCAGCAGGAGAUAGAGCAGCGGCGGCAGCAGGAGAGUCUCUCUCCCAUGGUCACUGCAGGGACUUUGGCCUCGGAGCCCGACGUGGUGUCGCCCGGCUCUUUGCAGCUGCAGCUGAGGAACAACUCUCGUUCUCUGAGCUUAUGGCAAAACCUGGACGUGGUGCUGGCCAGCGGGCUCCUGACCAAGUUACCGCAGAAGGAAAUCAUCAUGCAAGAGGCCAUGUUUGAGCUGGUCACCUCAGAAGCUUCCUACUACAAGAGUCUGGAGAUAUUAGAGACGCACUUCCUGCGGAACCCGGUGUUGGUCAACACUCUCAGCCAAUCAGACAUGCACUUCCUCUUCUCGAACAUCGAGGAGGUCAUGAAAGCAAGUGAGAGAUUCUUGAUGGAUCUGGAGCACCGCAUCGAGGAGUCCAUCUUGAUUUCCGAGGUGUGCGACAUUGUUUAUCACCACGCCGUGGAGCACUUCAGUGUCUUCAUCAAAUAUGUCAUCAACCAGGUGUACCAGGAGAAGAACUACAGGCGCAUUCUAGAGGGAAACCAGGCCUUCCGGGACACCAUGUCUGCUCUGGAGAACCAUCCUAGGGUCAGGGGUCUUUCCUUCACUUCCUUCCUCAUCCUUCCUUUCCAGAGGAUCACGAGGCUUAAACUGCUCGUACAGAACAUCCUGAAAAAAGCUGAAGAAAACUCCAAGAGGGAAACGAACGCUAUCAAAGCUCAUCAGCAACUGGAGCAGAUCGUGAAAGAAUGUAACGAGGGCGUGAGGAAGAUGGGUCGCACUGAAGAACUCAUCAGGAUCGAGAAAACGCUGGAGUUCAAAUCCAAGUCAGUGCCCAUCAUUUCCCACUCACGCUGGUUACUAAAGAAGGGUGAAGUGCAGCUCAUGGCCGGACCAAAGAGCACCAGAACCAUGAGGAGUCGUAAGAUGUACCAGCCAAUCUACCUGUUCCUUUUUAACAAUCUGCUCCUGGUGACCAAACCCAGCUCCAGUGGAGACAAAUUCCAGGUUAUUGACUGGUGCACGCGGGCCAUGUUGAGGACUGAAGAUCUUGAUGACCAGGGCCAGCUGCUGGCCAGUGUCUUUAACCUCAAACUCCUGGAGAACCAGGAGGACCGUGAGGUCAACUACACGCUGAAAACUGCCAGUGUGAGCGACAAACUGCGAUGGAUGUGUGCACUCACUCCCAACCGACGAACACGAUUUAUGUCCACCAAUGCUCAUCAACAAGAUUCUCCACAGGUGCAGUGUAUUCAGUCAUACUCUUCUCAGGAGCCUGACGAACUCUCCAUUGAGAUGGCAGAUGUUUUGAACCUCCUGGAGAGGACUGAAGAUGGCUGGAUGAUGGGUGAACGACUUCAUGACGGUGAGAGGGGCUGGUUCCCCUGUCGACUGGUGGAGGAGAUCCACAGUAAAGAGGUGCGAGCUCAGAACCUGAGGGAGGCCUUUAGGAUCCAACAAGCCCAGGAAGGAGGAGGAGGAGGAGGAGGAGGAGGAGGAGGCGGGUCACAAACCGCCACCAGGUCCGGUAUGAGGCCAGGGAGACGCACCCCAAAGGUGUCCAGCUUCUCCAGUCAUUGGACUGAUCAGAUGGGGGAGAGUAGUGACAUGAAGUAGUGAAUGAGAGGAAGUGAAGAACCCCCUUCGUAUGCACUAUCAAUAAUCAGGGUACAUGCAACUUAAUUGUGACACGAUGACACUUUGUCCUUUUGAUUUUCAUUCAACAGUGUGUGGUUGGUGGAGAGUCACGCCACAGUUUUGUCUCAGUGAUGAUGGACGUGUGAUCAAAGUACCUUAAACAGAAACGCUGCAUGGCUCAUUAAGAUGUGCAGUCAGUGUGUAGUUUUCGUCGGUUCACUUACUAUGAAGUAAAACUGCAUGACACAAAAGCUCUGUGCGGAAAUGACUUGAACAGUCUAAGUGUUCUGUAGGCUGCAUGAGCUUCGACUUUUUAAAAACUUUUAUUGUGUUCAUGUACAAAUGUGUUUUUGUGAACGAUCCACACAAACAGACGUUUCAGAACAACAGCGACCUUCACAGAGAGAGAGCUUAACGCACUGCCGUACAAACGCAAAUAAAUUACAAACAAUGAAAGAGAACCUGCAGGAGACACAAUAAAUAUUAACUAAUUUUUUUUUUAAUUUUUAAUCUAUUUGUUUUCAUUUUUUUUCUUCAUUUUCCGUUAAAAGCGCAGUCCUGACAUUUUAAGGUUAUUCAAAUACUAUUGGAUUUUCAAAAUUACGUAAUUUGAUUUUAGUUUUUACUAUGUGCAAUAGAAAAAAAAAAUAAAGCUUUGUUAUUGUCAUAAAUUAUUCAGUGUGGGCUGACCUGACCCCAACCUCUAGACAAUUUAAAAAAAAAAUUUAAAAAAAUCUGGUCACCCGUCUUCCAACUCA